Messenger RNA from Stylonychia lemnae, 882 nucleotides. The record is from the annotation of a GenBank genome assembly. NCBI's taxonomy places the organism in Eukaryota, Ciliophora, Spirotrichea, Sporadotrichida, Oxytrichidae.
AUGAAGGUGAAGCAUAUUACCGAAGAAAAUAAGCAUUUAAUUAAUUCUUAAACUGAUACAAAAGAAACAAUUGCUGCUAUCACAGCAAAUGCUAGUAAUACUUGUGGGUUAACAACACCCUAAACAUCCGUUUAAAGUUCAGCAGACAAAAAGGGGAGAGGAAGACCAGAUCCCAAUAGCAAUCUAUUUAUGUAUACUCCUGAAAAAGCUGGAGGGCCUACAGAUAUUAUGACUGGAUUUCAUGAAAUGGCGAAGCUAAUUUUAGGAGAGAGAUUGAGUGAUACUAGUCUACAUCCAAUGCAUUCGAUAAUGUCAUUAUUUUCGUUUACAGUGACUCCUUCAGGUCUUGAUAAUGAAGUAGCAGAGUAAGGUGCCCAAAAGGCAAAGCAACUGAGAAAAACUUUUCAUGAUGUGACUAAGGAUAUUAGAAUCUAUCCUGAAGGGAAGAAAAACAUGCUAAAUUGUGAGCAAAUUUUCACACUAUACUUAAGAGAGUUUUCAUUCAUUACAAAUCCAAGUUACUACACUAAUACUCUGCUUAAGUUUAUCUUAAUGUUUAGACAAUGCCUUAAUAUCUAUGGAUGGCAAAAGAGAGCAGAAUACGAAAUCAAACAGCACUAUGGCACACCUGAGUAUCAUCAAAAGUAUCAAUUGAAAAUGUAGAAUUUCCAGUAAUUUGGAAUACACAGUGAUUUCACAGCAAUAAAUAAUUGUGAGUUUGCCCCAGAAAUAGCAAAUGAAUUUGUAACAGUAUUCCUUGAUGAUCCAGGUAAUAAUAUGGCUAGACUAGAAAGAGCUGAUGGCAUAGAUUUAACUCAGCAUUUUUGCAACUGGCUUUUCAUUAAUAAAUUGACUUGCUCUAAAUUAUCAAUGGCUCAGUGA